Molecule: messenger RNA, 2571 nt
Organism: Maniola jurtina (meadow brown)
Lineage: Eukaryota; Metazoa; Arthropoda; Insecta; Lepidoptera; Nymphalidae
Product: facilitated trehalose transporter Tret1-like
Exons: 8
Coding region: 214-1605 (463 amino acids)
Biological process (GO): transmembrane transport
Cellular component (GO): membrane
Molecular function (GO): transmembrane transporter activity
Source: RefSeq, a predicted model, not a curated record
CAAACACGUCGCACGUGUUUCGGCGAUUAUCACGUGAUAAUGUUUAUGCAGAGAUGGUUUCCUUUGGUAUUUUAGUGUUGUACAUUUAUUUAAGUACCUAGGUACUCUUAUAAAUGUUUUUUUUUGGGAUAUUUUAAAAAUAAGUAGCUAGCAUUUACUAAAAAGUGCUAUUAUGGCGAAGACUAACAGAAAAGUGCAAUAUUUUGCUGGAUUAUGCGAAUAUUUUCGUUUUCGGCAGUUUCCUUCGCAUUUACAUUUACUGGUGCAGCGAUAUCGUGGCCUUCGCCGGCUAUUCCAAAGUUUAAGAAUGGAGAAGCAAAUAUAGACAUAAGCGAUGCGCAGAGUUCCUGGGUUGUAUCGUUGGCAGCGCUGGGCGCGUUUCCGGGAUGUUACCUUGGCAAAGUGCUGAGUGAGCGCGCUGGGCGCCGAGCAACCAUCUUUAGUGCGGCCGUGCCGGGAUUUUUAGGUGCGGGCAUUAUUUUGUUUACGAAAAUUCCGGAGCUUAUGUACGUUGCCAGGAUUCUAAUAGGAAUAGCAAAUGGGAUCACAGCUGUUGUAACAAUGAUAUAUCUAACCGAGAUAGCCGACAAAGAGGUCAGAGGUGCACUAGGUAUGCUAGUGCAAGUAAUGAACAACUUGGGAAGUCUGGCUGUAUACGGCAUAGGCCCGUUUGUAUCUUACACAGCAUUGAAUUCUAUAGUGCUUUUUAUCUCUGUGUUCUACGCUGUUAUUUGUCUAUGGGUCCCGGAAUCCCCUUACUUCCAUUUGACUUACGGCAGAUUGGCCGCGGCUAGGAAGGAAUUUAUGACUAUAAAAGGAACAAAGGACGAAGUGUGGGUAGAUGAACAAUUAGAGACUAUGCGUUUACAUGUUCAAGAAAGUAUGGAGAAUAAAACUACUUUCAAAGAGUUAAUAACCAAUUUGAAAUAUAGGAAGGCUAUCUAUAUAAUAUCAGGUCUCAAAGUAUUGCAAUACAUGACCGGCAGUUUGGCCAUCCAGUCUUACUUGGAAAUCAUAUUCAGACAAAGUAGUUCCAUAUCGGGGCCCUUUGCAAGUAUUGUGUACGGAUUUGUACAGCUUGGCGCAGGAAUUGGGGCUACGUUCCUGGCUGGUUAUUUCGGGCGCAGAAUUCUCAUGCUCACAUCUAGUUUCGGCGUCGCUGUCGCCUUAACCAUAGUGGGGUUGUACUUUUUCUUGCAAGACUUUGUACAAGUCAGUCCUAAAACGUUGUCAUCCAUAUCUUCACUACCUCUUAUUGGUGUGCUUAGUUUCAACAUUCUGUAUGCAAUGGGCAUAGGGAACUUACCUUACAUAAUGCAAGCAGAACUGUUUCCAAUCAACGUUAAAGCUAUGGCCUCGAGUGCAGCGACAAUGAUGGCUUGUAUACUAAACUUCUUCGUCACAAAGUCUUACCAAGGCAUCAAAGAUGGGUUGGGCCACUAUACAGUUUUCUGGUCGUUCGCGAGUAUAGCGUAUGCUGGAAUUUUCUUUAUAUACUUUUUCGUGCCUGAGACUAAGGGCAAGAGUUUGGAGGAAGUUCAGGACAACAUGCGAAUUAAAAUCGACGAAGUGGAGAGACUGAAUAAAACUGAAAAUAAUGCGUGAAAAUUGAACAACAAUAAAAUAAAUAAAUUUUCUCUAAGCUGAGACAUGUGUAUAAACCUGUACAAAAUAAUGCUGGUACAAAAGCUAGUCAAAAAUUCUAUACUAUUUAGUACUUUCACAAAAUAGUAAGUAGUUUCAUUAAUAUUUUUUUAGGUAAAGUAACAUUUUUUGACUAGUAGAAUUUGUAUGGAACAAUGUUAUAAUUUGAUCUCGUAUGUAUUUUGUAUAUUUUAGCAUAAAAGUACAUAAUUGUUAUUUAGGUAUGUAUUUACACUUUUAUAGUUCCUUGCAGAUAAGGCUGUGUAGUACUUGCCAUAGCUACAUAAAUAUUUAUUAUAUUGUCAAGUAAGUUAGUAGGUACCUAUUUAGUUUGCAUUUCUUGAUAAGAAUACCAUAUUGAGUUAUCUUGUUUGAAUAAGGUUACCUUCAUUUCCAUUGAAUUUAUUGAAGCAUGCAAAUACCUACAGAAAAUAAUUUCAGAGUUUAAUCAUAUUUGUAAUAGGUAUGUAUUAUAAGUAAAAAAUAUUGUGUUAUUGAAGAAAUUAUGAUUUUAUAAUUUAAGUAAGUACCUAUAUUUAUGUAGAUAAUAUUGAGAUGAUAUGUAAUCAAUUCUAUCGUAUAUUUUGAGAACUCACUCGUGAUUGUGUUAACUGUAAUGUCAAAAGUACCUAAGGUUCACCUAAAAUAAGUAUAGUACUUUGACAGUCAACCAUCACACAGCCAAAAUGGCGAGCCAGAUCUUAAAAUUUUGCGUUAUUUAUGAAGUGUCAAUUUGUAUGAUUUGUUUAAAUAAAACAAGUAAUGUGACCAAAAGAUUUUUAUUUCACUGAAUAAUAAAAUAUGAAAUAAUACAUCCUAUUACUUAGGUUAGAGAUAACUAGGCUUGGGUAUAAAGAGCUUUAGUUAAGUAGCUGGUGGCAAAAUCACUUAAUUAUGAUAUCAUCGACUUUUUUUUGUGUAAUGAUA